AACUAAAGGUCUCUUUUACCUAAAAUGUUAUAGAUCUUCAUUUUGGGUUAGGGAAUAGUUUGGUUGUUUUGCUGAAAUGGCUGCACCGAUUGCCCAGAUAGAAGAUGAAUGGGAAAGUUUUGCAAGUUUUUCUCCAACCAGAUUAAACAUGUGUUCCACCAAUGUAGAACAAUUGGAGGACGUAAAAAAUCAAAACAUGUCUUUUGGAAAUAGUGAAAACCUGGACAGUAUUGAUAACUUUAUUCCUGACCCAGAGUUGCUAAGCUACAGCAGUAUGGAAGAUCUUGUUCAAACUUUUGAUGAGAAAUUAGCAGCAUGUUUUAGGAUUAAUGCAUCUAAUAAUAAUAAAGUUCAAGAAAAUCCGGUGAAGCCAUUUAAUGCGGAAACGAUAACUGAUGACUAUAUUUGGAAACGUUUGUCGGAUAAUUACGGUUUAGUUCAACCGUUAAAUUGGGAAACAUCGCUGGUAAGAAAACUUCAUAUUCCUGCCUUAGAUUUGCCUGGUGAAAAAGCUACUUCAAAUGAGAAGGAAGUAAAAGCUGAAACGGAAGAUCCAGAGUUGGAAAAACAAAUGGAUUUUCAUAGAAUGAUUGAAUACAAUGUUUACACUGAAGAAUCGGGUUCAGUUUACCAACCUCCUUAUGGGGAGAGUAAUAAGAUGAUGCAGACUGCUGAUGAAGUAAUAGAAGAGUUGGAAGAGAUCAUGCAUGAUGCGGAUGUUGCGAAUGCUGUGGAGGAUUAUGAGAUUCAACAAGAAACCGGGAUCAUUUUUGACAAGUCCUCUCUGGAAGAUGGGGAGUUUCAGGAGCCGUUUCCUGCAUCCGGAUUAAGACCAUCAAUUGGAUCCCCAUCCAGUCAAGAGGAAAGUGACCGGGCAUCUGUGUUGAAACUGCUUACCUUAUCUGAGUUAAAUGAUAUUAAUGCUGAUUUAGAAGAUCAGGUAAAAAUGCUAUCAGCGGAUUUACUACAUGAACUUGGUCGACGAGAUGAACUAAACUACGAAAACGAGGUGAAAAACUGUUUUAUUUCUCGUGUCUUAGAAGUGCAGUACAAACAGGAGCAAUUUCGAAAAGUGGCCGCUGCACCUCCUAAAAAGUUUGGACGUUUAAGGAAAAGCGCGACGACAGAUUCUGUGUCAGCUGGCCGGUACUUAACAUCUGUUAUUCCAUGCAGCAGUGGUCCUACACCUACCCUUGAAAACUUACAAGCCAUGAUUAAAAUCUUAGAUGCAAUUAAAUCAGAUAGUGAUGAAGUUCCCUCCCUACUUACAGCAUAUAUUUUAAAAGUUCUGUGUCCUGCACCUAAUGGUUCAAGAACAUUAAAACUUUGAAUUGAACAGCUUUGUAAAGCUGAUGGAGAAUUUGCUUAAAGGCUGCAAGCUUUCUGACCACUUUGAUUGAACAUCAAGCUGUAUCCUCUCUUAACAAAUGCAUUUGGAUCCUAGAAACAUCUUAUUUAUUAACAAAAUUUUGUUUCAGCAACAGCUAGCAUCAAAUUUUAAAAAAUAGUUUUUUACUACUGUUUAUAAAUAUUAGUAUUUGAACUUGUCUUAUUUGAAAUUUCAUUCCCAUAAGCAUUUCAUAGUUAGUAAAAGUAUUUCAAUUGGCAGUUUUUAAUAUAAUGUGACAGCAGUAGUAUCAUCACUAGAAUCUAUUUCUGAAGCAUUAGCUACAGGUAAUGCAUUGUAACCAACUCAUGUAUAAUGAAUUAAGCUUUUCACCUCGUACAUACACUGCAUGUGGAAGCAUUAUCCUACACUAAAGCAACCUUUUUUUUAAAUUUUUAUUUGACCACAUCUGAAGCACCCAUAUUACCAUUAUAUUAGCUACGUAUAUAUUUUGCUGCAGACACACCUGUCAGAUACAAUAUAAUGUUAUUUGCUUUUUAAUGUUGUGUACAAUAACAAUAUGGCAGCUCAAAAAACAAAACAUUUUUUCACAAUUUGUUUUGAAGUGUUUUCAUACACAACAAUAAUCAAUAACAUCGUAUGUCAGCCAAUGUAUGCUAAUGCUUAUAAUGCAGUAGUAGGUUUAAUUUAAUACUAUUGCAUCAACAUGAAAGCUAAUAGCCUAUUGUCACAAAUAAUCUUUUUAGUUCUGUAGCAUUUUUAAACAGUAAACAUUUAUGAACAAUAACAAAAAAAUCUGUAAAACAAUCUUAAAAAUAACAUCACCUAUCCAAUGAAAAGAUAUUUUGUUUCUAUAUUUGUCUUGCCACAUUCAUAUUAUCACCUGCUGUGUCACUGUAAUGCUUGUUUUUGAUUUGUACGAAAGCAGACUUUUAAUUGUUUCUUUUACAGCUUAUUUCUGUAACACAAGAUUAAUUUCACAAUUGUUGUAUUUUUAUCAUUUAAUAAGGUACCAGUUGGUACUAUGCUGUGAUUUCUUGCAGUAUUAUAAUGUUUUAAUUUACGUGUUCUGAUUUCUGUAAUUUUUACUUUACCGUAUAACAUUUUUUAUGAACAGUAGUAACCCAAAUACAGGUGAAAUUUCGAUUCGAACAAUUUGAUAUUUUAAUUAUCUGAAUAUAAAGGCAGUGUUAAAAGUAUUAGUACUACUUUAAGACAGCAUGUGUAUGUUUAAAUAUUUAAACCAGUGUGAAAUGUUCUAUGUAUCCUUUUAAGUAUGUUUCACAAUGUGUUUUGAUUAUUUUCAAACUUCAAUAUUACUUGAAUUUGCAAAUUUUUCACUUUCCCAAUUAACGAAACUCCUUUAAGCCAAAUUUAACUGCCGUCAUUUUUUCUUUUGAUUUUACAUCAUAUUUGCAAUGGUAUUAUAUUUAUGCAUGGCUUUUUAUUUAUGGUUAUGUAUUAUAGA
This is a messenger RNA of Ciona intestinalis (vase tunicate), 2816 nucleotides long. Its product is annotated as fasciculation and elongation protein zeta-2-like. NCBI's taxonomy places the organism in Eukaryota, Metazoa, Chordata, Ascidiacea, Phlebobranchia, Cionidae. The record is from RefSeq and is a predicted model, not a curated record. Gene Ontology annotation, cellular component: axon; cytoplasm.